UUCAAAUUUUUUGUCUUUAUUAAUACAAAAGCUUGUCUUAAUUGUUCUUAAUCAGCAAAGGUGCGUUUUUCUAUUGUAUAUUCCAUUUUCUCUUGCGUCCUUUUUGUUUUGUUAAUGGAAAAGGUGUGAUCUUGUUCCAUACAAUUCAGUGACAAAGCAAAACCCAUUACCCAAUAAGUGUUAGAACCUUAGUUGGAGCAAUCCUUCACAAUUUCUGAGAGAUUCCAUUGCCUAAGCCGCGUAGUGUCUGCUUUUGGCAGUUCUGUGGGUUUUCUUUUGUUUGAUAUUAUUGCUGAGAAAAAGCUUCAAUUAUUGCUCAACUGCAACAACUUUGGUGCUUUUUGGUCAUAUUAUUGAAAGACGAUAAGAAGUUGCGAUUGAAGAGCGAAGAGGUUUUAUCUAGGAGAAGGGUUUACAGUUCUAGACAUGUCUGUUGCUUUGCUAUGGGUGGUCUCACCUACUACUACUACUACAGAUGUCUCCAAAUGUUUUGGGUUCAUUGAUUCAUCAAAAUUCUUCGUUAAAGAUAGGAGAUUGAUGUUUAAUGGUGCUGCCAAAAAGGGCAGGAGACAGAAUUGGAAUUAUUGCUCUCUAAAUGCAGAUUUGAGAAGUGGAAGCUACUUCCCUGUAAUAUCAAGUGUGGUGGCUAGCCCUGCCGGAGAAGUGGCUGUCUCGUCUGAGGAGAAGGUUUAUAAUGUGGUGUUGAAGCAGGCAGGCUUGGUUGAGAAGCAAUUGAGGUCUAGAGGGGAUUUAGAUGUGAAACCAGAUAUCGCGAUUCCAGGGACUUUGAGCUUGUUGAGUGAAGCUUAUGACCGAUGUGGAGAAGUUUGUGCAGAGUAUGCAAAGACAUUUUACUUGGGAACUUUGCUAAUGACUCCUGAAAGGCGAAGGGCUAUCUGGGCAAUUUAUGUGUGGUGUAGAAGAACAGAUGAGCUUGUUGACGGGCCUAAUGCUUUGCACAUAACGCCAACAGCGUUAGACAGGUGGGAGGCAAGGUUGGAAGAUCUUUUUGAAGGUCGUCCAUUUGAUAUGCUUGAUGCUGCCCUUUCAGAUACUGUUACCAAGUUUCCGGUCGAUAUUCAGCCAUUUAAAGAUAUGAUUGAAGGAAUGAGGAUGGAUCUAAGGAAGUCAAGAUACAAGAACUUUGAUGAACUAUAUCUUUAUUGUUAUUAUGUUGCUGGGACUGUUGGAAUAAUGAGCGUUCCGGUUAUGGGCGUUGCACCUGAAUCUCAGGCAAAAACAGAGAGUGUUUAUAAUGCUGCCUUGGCUUUAGGAAUUGCGAAUCAGCUCACCAACAUACUCAGGGAUGUUGGAGAAGAUGCAAGUAGAGGUAGGAUAUAUCUACCACAAGAUGAGUUAACGCUGGCUGGGCUAUCGGAAGAUGACAUAUUUGCUGGAAAGGUGACCGAUAAAUGGAGAAACUUCACGAAGAGUCAGAUUAAGAGGGCAAGGAUGUUCUUUGAUGAGGCAGAGAAAGGUGUGACAGAACUGAGCGCAGCCAGUAGAUGGCCGGUAUGGGCGUCUUUGCUCUUGUAUCGUCAAAUACUGGACGAGAUAGAAGCUAACGAUUACAACAACUUCACGAGGAGGGCUUAUGUGAGCAAAGCGAAGAAGCUACUUGCUUUGCCAGUUGCAUACACAAGAUCCCUUAUCCGUCCAUCAAGAACAGCUUUGGCUUCCAACAAGAUUUGAACAGAAAACUCUAUAGCAAUAUGUAUAGUACAGUAUAUCAAGAUAGAGGAUAAAAGUUGAUAUCUUGCAUAUUAUAACUGAUGUAAUGCAGCAAGUGACACACAUUGUGACUUAUUAAGGUGCUUGGAGAGAGGAGGGCGAUCCAAGCACUUAGAGUUUACGCGAAGUCAGAGAUGAGCGAUUAUCUCAUCGCGUUACGUAUAAAACUGAAACUGAUUAAAACUUA
This is a messenger RNA of Tripterygium wilfordii, 1918 nucleotides long. RefSeq names its product phytoene synthase 2, chloroplastic-like. The record is from RefSeq and is a predicted model, not a curated record. Gene Ontology annotation, biological process: carotenoid biosynthetic process. NCBI's taxonomy places the organism in Eukaryota, Viridiplantae, Streptophyta, Magnoliopsida, Celastrales, Celastraceae. Gene Ontology annotation, molecular function: geranylgeranyl diphosphate synthase activity. The transcript has 6 exons. Bases 427 to 1692 code for a protein of 421 amino acids.